Messenger RNA from Salvelinus fontinalis (brook trout), 7278 nucleotides. RefSeq names its product anion exchange protein 2-like. The transcript is spliced from 24 exons. NCBI's taxonomy places the organism in Eukaryota, Metazoa, Chordata, Actinopteri, Salmoniformes, Salmonidae. The record is from RefSeq and is a predicted model, not a curated record. Gene Ontology annotation, cellular component: plasma membrane; apical plasma membrane; basolateral plasma membrane. Gene Ontology annotation, biological process: transmembrane transport; regulation of intracellular pH; monoatomic anion transport. The coding region runs from base 426 to 4259 and encodes 1277 amino acids. Gene Ontology annotation, molecular function: solute:inorganic anion antiporter activity; monoatomic anion transmembrane transporter activity.
CACUCUCUCUCUUGCUCUGCUUCUCUCUUCAUCCCUUACACACACACUGCCUCUUCCUCUCCCUUACAGACACAAUCCCUCUCCCUCUCUCCCUCACACACACACUCCCUCUCCCUCUUCCUUACAUUCACCACUCCCUCUCCCUCUCUCACACACUCCCUCUCCCUCUCACACACACUCCCUCUCCCUCUCCCUUACUUUCACCACUCCCCUCUCCCUUUUCUCUGUGUUCUCUCCUUGCCUGUCUGAAUUCACAGUGGGUUUUGACUCUGCACUACGAUGUCUGCAGUUGCAGGAAGCUCUCUGCAGUGAGCACGCCGAGGUUAUGCUUCUCCAAAGUCCUCUGUUGAGUCAGAAACAGAGUGAAAAGGGCUAAGGACUGCGUCACGACAUACUGCCCUGACCUCGUGACCCCGCACGGAGCCAUGAGUAACCCUAAGGAUGCCAGCGACGUCGCCACCAACACCAAGACCGCGGUCACGUCAGCUCCGGUCCAGCCGCCGCCCUCUCCUCGGCGGAUUGACGAUGACGAGGACGAAGAGCGGGACCUGAACAAGACCCUGGGAGUGCAGCGGUUCCAGCAGAUCCUCCACCCGCCGGCCCGUGGACCACCAGAGAAGCACCGGGCCUAUAACGAGGAGGACUUUGAGUACCACCGCCACUCCUCUCAUCACAUCCACCACCCGCUGUCCAAACUUCCCCCGGAGGGGAAGAAGAAGAAGAGCAACAAGAGGAAGAAGGGAACGGGACGGAGAAGAGGAUCUGGGGCCGGAGGAGCUCCCACCAUAGAGGAGGACGAGGAGGAAGAGGAUGUGGAGGAAGAGUCCUACAGCCAGUACGAUGGAGAGGGAGGGCAGACCACCACACCUGAUACAGACAUGGACACACAAAACGAGGAUGUGCAGUUCUUUGUGUCUGAGGAUGACUGUGCCAGUGCCACUCCUACUCCCACGCCAAGCCAGCCUGGCAGUGCCAGCUUUCCCAGACGCCUCACCAUCGUACCCGAGACUGCCCUGGGCACCGACCUGCCAGAGGACGCCACACCUACUGAUAAGCCAGUGGAUUCGGUGUCGGCCCCUCACAAAGGGAGGAACGGCCUGUCCUCCGGCCCCUCCCGGGAGUCCCCCAGCCCCUCCACAUUGGGUUCCAUACCUCCCUCCUCCAGAGCCCCGCCCCCUGGUGGUAGCCGCAGCUACGACCUGCAGGAGCGCCGGCGCUCGGGCAACAUGACGUGUGGGCUGCAGGAGCAUCACCAGCGCCAGGCCACUGACGAAAGCGAGGCACAGAUGCUGGGGUCCGCCGACCUGGAUGGGAUCAAAAGCCACAGGUUCGAGGAUGUGCCUGCGGUUCGCCGUCACCUGGUCAGGAAGAGCAACAAGGGUCAGGUGGUACACAUCAACAAGGACCACAAGGAGCCUAGUGCCCGCAGCCGCAAGUUGGAUCGUACCCCACAUGAGGCAGUGGUUGUGUAUCGAUCCACAUCUCUGUUGGACAGAAUGGUUCGCUUGGAGUUCGUGGGUCGUAUGGCACGGCACCAGAAGGUGUUUGUAGAGCUAAACGAGCUGGUGAUGGAUAAGAACCAGGAGUUGCAGUGGCGGGAGACGGCUCGCUGGAUCAAGUUUGAGGAAGACGUGGAGGAGGAAACGGACCGUUGGGGAAAACCCCACGUCGCCUCGCUCUCCUUCCGUAGUCUCCUGGAGCUCCGAAAGACCAUCUCCCACGGUGCGGUGCUGCUGGACUUGAAGCAGAAGACCUUGCCUGGCAUCGCCCAUCAGGUGGUGGAGCAGAUGAUUAUCUCUGAUCAGAUCAAAGUAGAGGACCGGGCCAAUGUCCUCAGAGCCCUACUACUUAAACACAGUCACCCGAGCGACGAGAAGGAACACAGCUCUUUCACGCGGAACAUCUCUGCCGCCAGCCUGGUCUCACUGAUGGUGAACCACCAAAACAGCAGCAACCACACAGGCCAAGCCGAGCCCUCUGUGACUGACCCCCUCAUGGAUGGAGGAGGGGCUGCCGGCACCCUCACAGACUCCCGCAUCGACAUGGAGAAGAGCGAGAAGGACAAUCCUCCCAUAUUGGGCAUGCACAGGUCCAAGUCCAAGCAUGAGCUCAAGUUGCUGGAGAAGAUUCCGGAAAAUGCAGAGGCCACUGUCGUCCUCGUAGGCGCCGUGGCCUUCCUGGAGCAGCCUUCCAUGGCGUUUGUGCGUCUGCAGGAAGCCGUCCUGCUGGAGUCCGUGCUGGAGGUUCCUGUUCCCGUGCGUUUCCUCUUCCUCCUCAUGGGCCCGCCCAUCGCCAACAUUGACUACCACCAGAUUGGCCGCUCCAUCUCCACACUUAUGUCUGACAAGCACUUCCAUGAGGCGGCAUACUUGGCGGACGAGCGGCAGGACCUGCUGAAUGCCAUCAACAGCUUCCUGGACUGCAGCAUCGUGCUGCCGCCGUCUGAGGUGGGUGGCGAAGAGCUGCUGCGCUCGGUGGCUCGCUUCCAGAGAGAGAUGCUCCGCAAGAGAGAGGAGCAGCAGGGCAAGGAGCUCAAGGUCAAAGAGUCAAAGAGCCCAAAGGAUAAAGCUCUGCAGGCGCCCUUUAAACCUGGGGUCGACCCUCUGCGCCGUUCAGGCCGCCUGUUUGGGGGUCUGAUCCGCGACGCCGCACGGCGCUACCCCAAAUAUGCCAGUGACUUACGUGACGCGCUCAACCCCCAGUGCAUGGCCGCCAUCAUAUUCAUCUACUUCGCUGCCCUGUCGCCCGCCGUCACCUUCGGAGGACUACUGGGUGAAAAAACAGGGGGGUUGAUUGGCGUGUCGGAGCUGAUCAUCGCCACGGCAAUGCAGGGGGUUAUAUUCUCUCUCCUUGGGGCGCAGCCUCUCCUUGUGGUGGGCUUCUCUGGACCCCUGCUGGUGUUUGAGGAGGCCUUCUACUCGUUCUGCAAUGCCAAUGACAUGGAGUAUCUGACGGGCCGGGUAUGGAUUGGCUUCUGGCUGGUGCUCAUCGUUGUCCUCAUAGUGGCCUUCGAGGGAAGCUUCCUGGUCCGCUUCGUGUCGCGCUUCACCCAGGAAAUCUUCUCCUUCCUCAUCUCCCUCAUCUUCAUCUACGAGACCUUCUCCAAACUGGGCAAGAUCUUUCAAGAGCAUCCUCUUCAACGCUGUUACCUAGUCAACGGCACAUGGACGUCAUCAUCAUGCAACCACACUGUGGUCGACGUGCCUGACAAGGUGGUAGGAGAGCCCAACACAGCCCUUCUGACGCUGGUGCUCAUGUCUGGAACCUUCUUCAUUGCAUUCUACCUGCGCAAGUUCAAGAACAGCGCCUUCUUCCCUGGCAAGCUCCGUAGGAUGAUUGGAGACUUCGGGGUUCCCAUCUCGAUUCUCAUCAUGGUGUUGGUGGACUACAGCAUAAAAGACACCUACACCCAGAAGCUGAGCGUGCCCACAGGUUUCUCGGUGACCAGUCCUGAGAAGCGGGGGUGGCUGAUCCCCCCGCUGGGCUCGGACGGCCAGUUCCCUGUCUGGAUGAUGGGUGCUAGCAUCCUACCCGCCCUGCUCGUUUUUAUCCUUAUCUUCAUGGAGACGCAGAUCACCACGCUGAUAGUCUGUAAGAAGGAGCGGAUGCUGUUGAAGGGCUCCGGCUUCCACCUGGACCUGCUCAUCAUCGUGGCCAUAGGUGGGGUUUCAGCCCUCUUCGGCCUGCCCUGGUUGGCCGCCGCCACCGUGCGUUCUGUCACCCACACCAAUGCCCUUACCGUCAUGAGCAAGGCGGUGGCCCCCGGCGAUAAGCCCCGUAUCCAGGAAGUGAAAGAGCAGAGGGUGACGGGCUUCUUCGUGGCUCUGUUCGUUGGUUUGUCCAUUGUGAUCGGAGAUCUCCUGCGCCAAAUUCCCAUCGCCGUGCUCUUUGGGAUUUUCCUCUACAUGGGUGUCAUGUCCCUCAACGGUAUCCAGCUCACCGAGCGCAUGCUGCUGCUGCUUAUGCCCCCCAAGUAUCAUCCUGACCACACCUAUGUCCGCAAGGUGAGGACCCUGCGGAUGCACCUGUUCACAGCGAUUCAGCUGGUGUGUCUUGCGGCUCUGUGGGCGGUCAUGUCCACCGCGGCCUCGUUGGCCUUCCCCUUCGUUCUCAUCCUCACCGUGCCCGUCAAAUGGUUCCUGCUUCCCCGCAUCUUCACCACACGCGAGAUGCAGUGUUUGGAUGCAGACGACGCCGAACCUAAGUUUGAUGAGAGGGAGGGACAGGAUGAGUACACAGAGAUGCACAUGCCUGUAUAAUGAUUGGUUGGGGCCAACGUGAUGAACAUCCUGCUGACCAAUAGGCACCCAAGUCCUAUACUCCAGGAAGUUGCUCCUAACCCACCAAAUCCUUUGUUUGUUAACCUGAUAUUUUAUAAAUGCACCACUGAUGGUUUGAACGGUUUUAUUUGUAUUUUAUUGAAUUAUUUUUAAACGUUUUUAGAGUCCCAACUCCCAAAUCAUGUUUUUUUUGGUCUGUUUUUACUAUUUUGCUUUUCGGAAGGUGGAUAUAUACUUCUAAAUUGUUUUAGUCAUUGUUACAAUGUUGAAUCCUGUUUUUAUGUAUCUUUAGGGUAUUGUGGGGUAUGUUUUCAUUUCAGGUGGGAGUUGGAUUUGCUAUGUGUCAAAGUAAAGGAUUGGUGUACACAUAAAAGCUGCUGUUUGCCAUUGUAGUGUAAAUCCCCACCCCCCUGAGAAGCCUAUAUUCGGCGCCUAUUCAAGACUUCUGGUGAUAGCAGAUAUGAAUUAUUUUCUGGUUUACAGUGUCUUCUGUUUGCUUCUGUGGUGGUGUUAUCACAUAUGCUAUGUGGCUAUGCAAGUUGGUUAUGAUGAUAUACGGUCUGUUACAGUGUAAUCAAGCACGCCAAAGAGUUCUGGUUUUGUCUCAGUAAGUUUGUUUUAGAAUCGGGUACAGUGGGUAAGUGACUGAACGUUGUUGUCUUCUAGAGGACAAGGUCUGUUCAGGUGUGGGGGGGUGUUUACAGGGGUAUGAUACAUUAAGAAUAGGGGUGCCUACAUCCAUUAUACUGUUGUUUAAAGAGCAACUGCCCCUUAAAACCAACUUCUCAUUUAGAAAACUUCCUAUAUGGCAUCAGUAUGAGUCAGAAACAUUUAUUUUACUGUCAAGAUUUACUACAACGUGUAAAUAGGAUCAUUUUGGUCAUGAAGUCAGUCUAGUACAAAACUGAGUUUUGCAAGACUUGUGGUCAUGACUGCAUCACAAUGUAAAUCAAUGUUGGGUUUGUUUCAAUCCUGCUGGCAGCCCACAAGCAAUCAUCAAUUCCGAGAGCAGCUGCACGUGACCCGGUCUUAAUGCCGGUGGUAAAUUUGGGCUGACUUUGGAUAUUCCUAUGGGGCUAGUUAGGGACCAUGGUAAAUGACACAAUGUAUAUGGGACAUUAUGUUAAAAUUACAAUAGUUCCACAUUUCAAUGACUUAAAAAUCUCAAACCAACUACAAAAUGUAGAAAUUCCUAUACAAAUAUUGAAAGCAUUUAAUGAGAACUAAAAGGUGUGCAACAUUUACAUUGUGUAAUUUAUUGACGGCCCCUAACUAGCCCCGGAGAUAGGCUAUCCAAAGUCAAACCAAUUUUGUCACUGUCGCACACCAGCCAGCUGAAGCUAAUUUGCUAAAUAAGUCUUCCUACCUGUGAACACACACACACACACGAGACACCCACGUCAGACCACACCCCAAAACCAACUUGAGGUUUAAAUUCAGUCUUGGCAGCUAGUAUUUCUUACGGAACCUAAUGUAAAAUGAGGCCAUAUUAGGAAGUGCAGUUACCCUUUAAAAGCAGCCCUCAUUCAAACGGAUUAAUUACUUGCAAUUGAAUGAAUACAGGCCUAGCAAUAAAGUAGCACUACAGUACCCCUGGUGUAUAUUUGGGAUGGUACACGGCGGAAGUCUUCAUUUGGCAAUCUUUGCCUCAGGAAGUUAAUGUGUCCAAAUUUUUUCCCCCUAUCCUGUAGGACUGACAAACACUGUAUAUUUUUUGAAGAGCACAUACUGAAAGUGACUUUCGACCGACCCUUUGCUGCUUAGAUCUCACCACUGUGCUUUUUCCCAACAUGUUUAAAGAUGUUUGGUCCCAUUACAUAAAUCGUCCAUCAUACCUGUAUACACUACAUACCACUUUUAAGUGAGUCACUUGAUUCUCACUGCCAUGCACUCCUACCGUAGUCAUGUAGUCUUUACCUCUCCACCCAUGUCUCUUGACUCCAUUUAACUGUAGUAAAUGCCUACUAUGUAUUUUGUAUAUGGAACCUUGUCUUGUUCCAGAGUAUGAUUAUGGCCUUCCAUGCUUUAUCUACAUAUGACGACCAGCUAUGUGAUUGUGCCUGAAAGAGUUAAAGCGACAUUCACUACAAAUCGGCGUGAUCUGAAAACACCAAUGUAAAAAAUGCAAUCAGUUAUUAAGCCAACUGAGCUUUUGGGAGGGAAAUCACAUGACGUUUCAAUUGUGUACUACAGUUUUAAGUAUGAUUAUGGCUUUAAUGUACAGUCACCAAAAAGUCGGGAGACAUUCUAUUCCAUACAAAUUAAGGCAUUUGUAAGUAUGUAUGCACAUCUAUUUACUUGGGGCCCAGUAGUUACUCAUGUCUAUAAACCCAAUAAGGCUAGUCCAUUCAUAACUGCUGUUUCCAUCUUAAAAUGUCACUGAAUGUGUUGUAACAACACAUGCAGCCAUAAUCAAAGUUAUUGAUAUUAUGUUUACUUUUUACCACAUUAAAGUUAAACCACAUGCAAUACAGUUCUUUGCAAGUAUUCCAAAAGUAAUGCAGUAGGAAUACUGUCUCAUUGAAUCACUGCAAAUGAAGAGCACUGGAUGCCUUGUAUGUGUUUGUUAUCAUGUGGUCCUCCUCCCCCCCCUCCUAAAAGAAAUUGCCUCUGUUGCAGAUUUGCUAGCAUCCAGAAAUAUGCUAAAAUAUUAACUAAUGUUCUCUCACAUUUUAUUAUUCUUUUUUUUUUUUUUAAACUGCAAAUAUUAUAGCAUUUUAUAUUUCAAAUCUAUUGUUGACAUGCAGGGAUGUAGAAAUGAGAUUGAGAAGUAAAGAAGAAAUAAAAUAUAUUAUACAAGUAUAUCCAUAUAUUUUCGUAGGACUCAAUCAUGGUUCAAGUGCUUUCGGGCUUUAGCUACAUUGCAAUAUGUUAAAAAUAAACAAUCUUCCUUGCUCUAGCCUUGCCAAGUUUGUAGAAUUAGAGCUUUAACUGAUUGUAAAUGUUAUUUGUUUUUUAUAUAUAUAUGUACAAAUAAAUGAAGCUUAAUAAACUGAAA